UGCAGAACUUUACAUCACAAUUGGUUUAUUAAUAAUUUUUCUUAGUCAAACCAUUUUGUCGUCAUAUUUUUUGUUUUAGCUUUCAUUGAAUUUGUACCUUUAAUUCUUGUUUCUAAUGUGCAGCUACACAUGUGUUUGCAAAACCUUCCUCUCAUAAACACACAAAAGCGAAAACUGAAGUAGUGGGUAAUUGUAAUUGAUUAUAGUUUUGCCUUAGCCCUCUCUCAGUUUGAAAUUUGUGUUCAAGGAAAAAUCGCACGCAAGAAUUGUUUUUCUGAAGGUAGCUUUAGAGUAUUCAACUGUGUAGGCCUACUUCUUUGUUUUUAUUAUGAUAUUUAUCCCAAGUGGCCCAUCAAAGAUAUUGGGUCAAGAGGGCAAAAUGAAUUUUUUGCCAGUCCUGUAUUAUUUGACGCAGACUUUCCAUAUUUUCUUUUCACAAUACAAGCUGUAAUGCAUAUUAAGCAUUCGUCAUUAUUUACCGUUGGCAAACAUUCAAAUGAAAAUGUCGCGCUUUCAUGUCGCCAGUCACAAGCUACAGGUACAUUCAAAACAGUGUUGCAAGCGUUCCCUUUUUUUCAUAUUCAUUGAAUUUUCUUUUUAAGAAAUUUAAUUGGAAAUAAGUUUUUGAAAAGAUGCUGAUUGUGAAAUUCCACUUCUCUCGGUUUGAAUUCAUUGAACCCACAGGCGUGGGCUGAGAAAAAGGGCACAAGACCAUCUAUGUUCAAGAUCUACUGUGAUGCCUACUGGUCUGUUAUGCUGGUCUCUGCUCUGUUGAAGAUAGCAGCUGAUGUCUUAAAUCUUGUAGGUCCCUUGUGCAUCGGCGCUCUCACAUCCUAUGUUGUUACCCUAAGCUACCCAGUAGAUUCCGAGCUGCCUCCGCCCCAUUACGUGAGCUUCGACGAUUUCUUUGGAAAUGGCUUCGUUCUCGUUGUGACGAUGUUCGUGGUGCUGUCGAUUAGGGCGUGUAUUAUGAAUGCCCAUUUCAAACUCUCCUUUACGCUGAGUGUGGACGUCCGAGCGGCCAUCCAGAGCAUGGUUUACAAGAAGGCUUUACGACUGGCAACGUUUGCUACCACUGGGGGCCAGAUGACCAUGGGCCAAAUCACCAACCACAUGUCAGCUGACGCCACCAACGUCAUGAUGAUGUUGCAGUCCAUGCACUUCCUUUGGUCUGCUCCAUUCCAGAUUGUGAUCAUCCUCAUCUUCCUGUACUUUGAAAUUGGGUUUUCGGCGUUGCUUGGAGCAGCCUUGUUCGUAGUCGUUCUUCCGAUUCAGUUUAAAGUUGCAGCUAUUAUGGCCGACAAACAGAAGGCUAUUCUGCGUUGCUCCGACAAACGUUUGAAGCUGACCAACGAGCUGCUGCAAGGAAUUAAACUACUGAAGAUGUAUGCGUGGGAGGAGUUGUACAGCAAGGCAAUAGAGGUAGUUCGGAAGGAAGAAGUACGCAACUUACUCCACAUCAAUCUGUGCAUGAUAACUUCGGUGUCCAUCACUUUCGGUGUCCCUGUCUUGGUCACAUUGGUAGCGUUUAUAACAUUUGAGCCGAUAUCUGGACGACCAUUGACGCCCGAUAUCACAUUCUCCUCCCUGUCCCUCUUCAAUUUAAUCGCGGUCCCUCUCUUUAUGAUCCCUGUAUCGGUGUCGGCCAUAGUAGGCUCGAUAGUCAGUUCCAAGCGAAUUAUAAAAUUUCUCCUGGCGCCCGAAGUAGAGGGAGAUCGUUUUGUACCGAUGGACACGGAAGGAAAACCUCUGUCAAAGGAGAAAAAGAGGUACAGUGAUGGUAGCCGGGCAGUGUUUCGCAAAUUGGACGAGGUAUUGAGCGAGCCAACGGUCUCCAUUGACACUAAGACCGACGACUCAGAUGAUCAGACAGGUGACACUGAGAGGGCGCUGAUGCUGAAUGGAAUCUCACUGCCUCGGUUGACUGAUGCUUCUGCGAGCAAUUCAGAUCAGGGAACAGCCAUUAAGAUCACUGAUGGCAAUUUUGCGUGGAAUCCAGAAAGUACUUCGCCUGCCUUGUCCAACGUAAAUGUUGAGAUACCAGCUGGCAAAUUGACCAUGGUGAUUGGCGCAGUAGGAAGUGGAAAGUCAUCGCUUUUAGCUGCCAUCUUAAAUGAAAUGACAACACUCUCUGGGAAUGUUCACAUCAAUGAAAAAAAAGGGCGUGUUGCAUUCGCAGCUCAGAAACCGUGGUUAAUGAAUGCUUCUCUGCGAGACAACAUUCUGUUUUCGUCAAAGAUUGACAAGAAACGGUAUCGCAGUGUUUUAGAUGCAUGUGCACUUGUACCAGACAUUGGCAUUUUACCGGCUGGAGACAAGACUGAAAUUGGCGAGAAAGGCAUCAACUUGAGCGGAGGUCAAAAGCAACGUAUCAGUGUAGCGCGAGCGAUAUACGCUGACAGCGACGUCGUCAUUUUGGACGACCCGCUUUCGGCAUUGGACGUGCACGUCGGCCGUCAACUGUUUGAAGAAGGCGUCAUAAAACAACUCGUCCGUAACAACAAAACUGUCAUUCUUGUGACCCACCAACUGCAGUAUCUCAGUAGGGCCGACUUGAUACUUGAAAUGAAAGAUGGCACCAUUGCCGCUAGUGGGAGUUUGGACGACAUCAUCGAGGCAGAUCCCGAGAUGUAUGAGGAGAUUAAACAGGUGUCAGCGGCAGGAUGGGAUAAUGAUCAGGCGGAGAGUGCUGAAGAUGAACGGUUGAAGUUGAAACGAAACGUUUCCAUUGCAUCAGCUGAAAUCGCCGAAGGGGAUGGACAGCUGAUAGAGAAGGAAGAAAUGGUGCGUGGAUCGGUGUCUUACAAGACGUACCUGUACCUGCUGGGGAGCGUUGGCUGGGGUUUAAUCCUCUUAGUCGGAGUGGUUGUGGCACUACAAACAUCAGUGUCUGUUACAACCAACUUCUGGCUCUCUGAAUGGUCUGAAGCUGGCUUAUCCAACGAGACUGCAAGAACUUACACCGAGUAUCUUGUUGGCUACGCAGGCCUGUCCGUCUCGGUGGCAGUAAGUCAAGCGCUAUCAACCGCGAUGUUGAUGUUGUCAUUCGUAGUCGCCGCCAAGCGCUUACACCUGAGAAUGCUGAGGAAUAUCAUACGUGCACCAAUGAGGUUUUUUGACACUACCCUCGUUGGUCGGAUCCUGAAUCGAUUUUCUAAUGACACCCAGAUGAUGGAUUAUAGACUACCAGAAACGUACAACUUUUUUGUCGUCAGCAUCAUGCAGAUUAUAGCAUCCGUGGUUGUAGUGGGCGUGGUCAUGCCCAUCUUUCUUGUGUUCGUCAUCCCAAUAGCCAUUGUGUAUUACAUACUGCAGAGGUACUACUUGGCCACUUCUAGAGAGCUUCAACGAUUGGAGAGCAUUAGCAAAUCUCCCGUCUUUUCGUACUUCUCGGAGAGUCUCGGCGGACUGACUACAAUCCGAGCUUACAGAUGCGAGAAUAGAUUUUACAACACCAUUCUCGCUCGAAUCGACAGAAACACUGCGGCGUUCCUUUAUGUGCAGAUGGGGGCGAGAUGGCUGGCAGUGCGGCUUGACGCCCUUGGAGUUCUGUUUGUGCUUCUCUCGACUGGAUCUACGUUAAUUGGCGCGCUCUCAUUUGGUAUUAAUCCCAGCUUGGUGGGUCUGAGCUCUGCAUACAGCCUGCAGAUGUCGAACUAUCUCAACUAUCUCAUGAGAAAUCGGACUGAGGUGGAGAUGCAGAUGAAUGCCGUGGAGCGAAUUCAGUUCUUCAGCGAGGUGGACCGGGAGGACUAUUCAGGUGCCGAACCUUCAUCUGGAUGGCCUCAUAGUGGAGAGAUACACAUCGACAAUGUGUCAGUCCGAUAUGCAGAAGAUCUUGAAGCUGUGCUCAGGAAUGUGUCAGUGUACCUGAAAUCAGGGGAGAAGGUCGGUAUCUGUGGCCGAACUGGAAGUGGCAAGUCGUCCCUGACCCUGGCAUUGCUGAGAGUCAUUGAUAUCUUUGAAGGUCGGAUAUUCAUUGACGGUGUGAAUAUAAUGGCUGUACCAUUGACUACACUCAGAAGCAAAAUAUCUAUCAUCCCUCAAGACCCAGUGCUGUUUACUGGACCUGUUAGGACAAAUUUGGACCCUGAAGGGAAGGUAUCAGACGACGAAAUGUGGCGCGCCCUUGAGAUUGCACAGCUAAAAGAUGUUGUCUCACAACUGGACGGGGGACUCGAUACAGUGGUGACUGAAGGCGGUGAGAAUUUCAGCGUUGGUCAGCGGCAGCUGUUCUGCCUGGCUCGAGCCUUCCUCAGAAAGUCUCGCAUCCUCAUCAUGGACGAAGCCACGGCUUCAGUAGACAUGGAAACGGACAAGACAUUACAGAAUGUCGUUGCUACGGCAUUUGCGGAUAGAACUGUUUUAACUAUUGCGCACCGCAUAGCAACCAUUCGAAACUCGGACAAGAUUAUCGUGUUGGACGGGGGUCGUAUGGUGGAGUUUGGUAGCCCCGAGGAACUUCUAGCGGACGAGUGUGGCUUUUUUACCUCGCUAGUCGGUGACGAAUGAGGGAUCGGGAACGAAAAAUUGGCACCAAUUCAGUCAGUUUAUGAUACGACAGAUACCCUUCGUUACAUGCCCAUGUACAUUCUGAAACUAUAAACCAACUUGUAAUGAGUGAAACUGAUUUGUGACUUUUGGACGGGUCAUUACAUCGGACCAGUUGAAAAUUGCACUUGUCAGAAACUGCCACCUGCCAUUUCAAACUGUUGUGAAAUCUACGAGUAGACUCUUUGCAGUAACUUAAACGUACUUUAUCUUUUGCUUACAACUGUUGUUUCCGUUUUAAUGACACAAUGUCAGGUGAGACAUUGUCGAUAUGAUUUUUUCUUUUUUUCCUUCAGUUUGAUAGAAAGUGUCUCACAUCACAAAAAUAAGUCACUGCAUUUUCCAAGGAUGGUGACUAAAAGAUAUUUUGAAGUCACGAAUUUCUGUAUAAUGGUACCCGGACAGGUUGCCUCACACUGGUAGGCAUAUUUGGCUGAAACCAUCGAAGUAAGCUUCCCACCAUCUUGGUUUCCCAAACAGCUGUGUUUCACGUCAUGUAGCUCAGACGCAGCUACAGAAUAUGAAAGUGACCAAAAUUUAGACUAUAUCCUUUCUUUAAGUGGUGUGAUCUCUAACGAGAACAUGGAAUAUUAUCUUUAAUUUAAAAAUAGUUUGGAUACGUCCAUGUUAAGGUUUGUUUACGGGCGUAAUUCUGUUUCCCGUUUUCUGCUUGUAGUUUUAAAAUCUACAAACGUGCCUAUCUACAAUUCCUGAUAGCGUAUCUGUAGAUCUAUUGCACCACCGAAACAACAGUAUGACAAACAAAAAAGUGUUCUCAUUUGACACCUAGACAUGUUUGGGCGCUGGUCUAAAAAAAGCAUUUUAUUUCAACAAUAAAUAACCCUGAGAGCAUUGUCGGCCUGGACUGAGAUACAGUGUCUCCGAAUUCGGAGAUAAAGAUUUAUGUUCACAGCAGCACUAUUUAGCGGCAGCGGAAGACGUUGAGACGCUCGUAGCAAUAGAGAUACUGGUCCUCAUUCAAGGUAUUGCACAUGA
Acanthaster planci (crown-of-thorns starfish) is the source of this 5547-nucleotide messenger RNA. RefSeq names its product ATP-binding cassette sub-family C member 9-like. The record is from RefSeq and is a predicted model, not a curated record. Gene Ontology annotation, cellular component: membrane. Gene Ontology annotation, biological process: transmembrane transport; potassium ion transport. Lineage: Eukaryota; Metazoa; Echinodermata; Asteroidea; Valvatida; Acanthasteridae. Gene Ontology annotation, molecular function: ABC-type transporter activity; ATP hydrolysis activity; sulfonylurea receptor activity.